CUUCUUUCAGCACACUUGCAUGCUCAUGCUUCACCCCAUGUGGGAAAAUCUUCGUUAUUCAACACGCAUUCUGGUAUCAAUUUCAUUGCAACAUCGAGCUGAAAAGAUGCUUGGGAAUGGUAGUGACUAGUAUCAGAUGGGAAACAACUGUGUUGGAUCGAGAACAACCUCUUCAAAGGAUGGAGCUACUUUUCAAAGUUCAUUCUGGUGGUCAAGGAAAACGAAGAAAGAGGUUUCUCAUGCACAUAGAGGUGUAACUGUGAGCAAAAGUUCAAAUGCUAUAGAUUCUGUUCAACACAAGCCUCCGCAGGUAGUGAGAAUUGACAAGGAGGAUGUGAAGUCACCUCAACCCAUGGAGACAAAAUCAUCUUCAGAACCAACAACUACACGAAAGGAAGAAGAGGUUAGGGCAAAGAGGCCCCACAAUGUGAAGAGGCUAACAAGUGCAGGGCUUAAAGCAGAUUCUGUUCUGCAGAGAAAAACUGGUAAUCUUAAGGAGUUUUAUAGUUUGGGGAAGAAGCUUGGACAAGGGCAAUUUGGAAUUACGUUCCUUUGUGUGGAGAAAGCCACUGGGAAAGAGUAUGCUUGCAAGUCCAUCUUGAAGAGAAAACUGCUGACAGAUGAAGAUGUGGAGGAUGUGAGGAGGGAGAUUCAGAUAAUGCAUCACUUGGUAGGGAGUCCCAAUGUGAUAUCGAUUAAAGAGGCUUAUGAGGAUGCUGUUUCUGUUCAUGUUGUUAUGGAAUUGUGUGCAGGGGGUGAACUAUUUGAUAGGAUUGUGGAAAGAGGGCAUUACACAGAAAGAAAAGCAGCUAAACUUUCAAGGACUAUAGUUGGUGUUAUUGAGUCUUGCCACUCCCUUGGAGUAAUGCAUCGUGAUCUUAAGCCUGAGAAUUUUCUAUUUGUCAAUGAGCAGGAAGAUUCCCCCCUUAAGGCAAUAGAUUUUGGACUCUCUGCUUUUUUCAAACCAGGUGACAUUUUCAAUGACGUGGUAGGAAGUCCUUAUUAUGUUGCACCUGAAGUUCUACGCAAGCGUUAUGGUCAAGAAUCAGAUGUGUGGAGUGCUGGUGUUAUCUUAUACAUUCUCUUAUGUGGGGUGCCUCCAUUUUGGGGUGAAUCGGAGCAAGAGAUAUUUGAGGCAAUUUUGCAUAGUGAUCUUGAUUUCUCAUCAGAUCCCUGGCCUAAAAUCUCUGAAACUGCAAAAGACUUGGUUAAGAAAAUGCUUGUCAGAGAUCCUAGUAAACGAAUAACAGCUUAUGAAGUUCUUCGUCACCCUUGGAUUCAGGUUGAUGGAGCAGCUCCAGACAAGCCUCUUGAUUCUGCAGUUUUGAGUCGCCUGAAGCAGUUUUCUGCAAUGAACAAGCUCAAGAAAAUGGCUCUUAGAGUUAUUGCGGAGAAUCUCUCUGAAGAAGAAAUUGCUGGAUUGAAAGAAAUGUUUAAGACAAUUGACACAGACAAUAGUGGUCAAAUUACUUUUGAAGAACUCAAGGUUGGAAUGAAAAGAUUUGGUGCUAAUCUCAGUGAAUCUGAAAUUUAUGAUCUAAUGCAAGCUGCAGAUGUUGAUAACAGUGGCACAAUUGACUAUGGAGAAUUCAUAGCAGCAACAUUGCAUUUAAACAAAGUUGAUAGGGAAGAUCAUUUAGUUGCAGCUUUCUCAUAUUUUGAUAAAGAUGGAAGCGGCUACAUCACUCAAGAUGAGCUUCAACAAGCUUGUGAAGAAUUUGGCAUAGAGGAUGUUCGCUUGGAGGAAAUGAUGCGAGAAGCUGAUCAAGAUAAUGAUGGAAGAAUAGACUACAAUGAAUUUGUGGCUAUGAUGCAAAGAGGCAAUGCAGAUUUGGGUAAGAGGGGUCGAAAGGCUAGCAGUAGUUUUAGACUUGGGUUUAGGGAGGCACUACCGGUAUGUUAA
Messenger RNA from Gastrolobium bilobum, 1903 nucleotides. RefSeq names its product calcium-dependent protein kinase 1-like. Gene Ontology annotation, cellular component: nucleus; cytoplasm. NCBI's taxonomy places the organism in Eukaryota, Viridiplantae, Streptophyta, Magnoliopsida, Fabales, Fabaceae. Gene Ontology annotation, molecular function: calmodulin binding; calcium/calmodulin-dependent protein kinase activity; ATP binding. The record is from RefSeq and is a predicted model, not a curated record. Gene Ontology annotation, biological process: peptidyl-serine phosphorylation; intracellular signal transduction; protein autophosphorylation. Bases 137 to 1903 code for a protein of 588 amino acids. The transcript is spliced from 8 exons.